Asparagus officinalis (garden asparagus) is the source of this 1471-nucleotide messenger RNA. Its product is annotated as protein FAR1-RELATED SEQUENCE 5-like. Gene Ontology annotation, molecular function: nucleic acid binding; zinc ion binding. The record is from RefSeq and is a predicted model, not a curated record. The transcript is spliced from 5 exons. Lineage: Eukaryota; Viridiplantae; Streptophyta; Magnoliopsida; Asparagales; Asparagaceae. Gene Ontology annotation, biological process: regulation of DNA-templated transcription. Bases 34 to 1080 code for a protein of 348 amino acids.
AUAGAAGAAAAUGAGGAAGGUUGGUUACAAACCAUGUACAGAAAAAGAACACAUUGGGUUCCAUGCUAUCUCAAAGAUACAUUCUUUGCAGGAAUGACAUCAAGCCAACGUAGUGAAAGCAUAAAUGCCUUCUUUGACACAUACGUCAACUCACAAACAUUGUUGCCCGAUUUUGUUGAGCAAUAUCAUAAAGCAAUAUUGUCGCGUCGUUCUCAAGAAUUAAGUAAAGAUUUUGCUACUUUGAAUACAAAGCCUGUGAUGCAUCUAAACCAUCCGAUUGAGAUUCAAGCUGGAGAGUUAUAUACAAGAGCUAUAUUUGAGAGGUUUCAGGAUGAGCUUAAAGGUUCUGUAUCUUUGUUUCAUAAUGAGAUCGGAAACGAAGAAUCAAUUUCUAAAUACAUAGUUGGCUCGAUCUCUACUGAAAGAAGUGUAUGGGAGCAUGUAGUUUAUAAUCAAAAUGAACAAAGAAUAACAUGUACAUGUGCUAUGUUUGAGACUAAUGGAAUAUUAUGUAGGCAUGCCAUUCAUAUUAUGAUAUCGAAUCAGUUGGUAAGAAUUCCUCAAGAAUACAUUAUGCAUAGAUGGACAAUGAAUGCAAUGCACCGUAAUAUUGGAGUCUCUCAUGUGUUGCUGGAGAAAAACUUUAAUAGUAAUAGAGAACAAUGGACUACUUUGCGCUCUUGGGCUUUGAGAGCAAAAUUUAAUAACGUGAUGGAGUGGGCACCUGAAUCACCUAUGGUCUUUGAUGAAAUAGAUACAUUUUUUUCUAACUUGAUGGAAAAACAUGAAAAAGAUAUUAGUGCUAAGCAAAUCAAGGGGAUUGAAGCUACAAGUCGGGUUGAAUCUAGUACUCCUCCUUCCCAUACUAUUGAGAAACUCCCUCAAAUCACUGUUCGUGACCCUCUUGAGUCUACAAAACAUAAGGGGCGGCCGAGAACAAUUAGCAGAUUGAAAUCGGGACUUGAACAAGCACAGGGAAAAAAAGAGAUAAAAAAGAGGACAUGCGGCAGAUGUGGUCAAAAGGGACAUUAUAAAAGUAGUUGCACUAAUUCUCUUGUUGCUAACCCGUCAAAUAACUAGGUAUUUUAAUGUUUCAUUGUUCAAAAAGAUACUUACAUUAGUUGACUGAUACAUUUUAUUACAGCUAGUUCUAUUUAUUCAUCUGAUUCUUGUUUAUUUAUACAGGCUGAAUUUGAAGUUCAUCAUCCGACUCCUAACAGAGUUUGCAAUCACCCUUUCCACUUUCACUGCAUCGGUAGGUGGCUCAAGACCAGGCAAGUGUGCCCUUUAGACAACAGCGAGUGGGAGUUCCAGAAAUAUGGCCACUAGAUUUUGGAGGUCAAAGCGUUUACAAUUUCAUGCAUCUUUCUAAAACUGCAUUUAGCCUAAUGAGGACUGGAAGUUGUAAUGAAACACGAAUAUUGGAAUUUCUGAGAAUGAAGGAUAUCAUUAUAAUUUUCCGUUGCUUUGA